CUCACAUACAGGUGAAAGGGUUUAUCAGACAAGGAUUUAUUGGAUAUUUGACCCUAUUAAAUGAGGAUGACAGAAAACUGCACAAAUCAAUAUGUGGCCAUUGGUCUGACAUCGACUGCACUGCUGAUAUCUGUGUGUUUAAAUGUUGUAUUCUGUUUAUUAAGAAGAAAGAAAAAAAUAUAUGCAGUUAAUGAAAACAUGUUAGAAUAUGGAGAUGAGCCAUUACGUCAAGAUUCACUUCGGUCUUACAGGUUUGAGGAUGAUGAGAUGGAAAGACAGGAAAAUCCUAUUUAUGGAAAUAUCUGUUUAGAUGGAGGAGGGCAUUUUGAAAUGUCUCCGGAGGUGUGCUAUGAACAAAUGUCCCAUGCAAGCACAGCAAAGCAGGGAUUAAAGGUUCAGCAGGGGGACGUGUCCUAUGCCUCUCUGGAUCUGACUGCCAAUAAAAAGCGUAGGAAGAAGAGAAAAUACCACAAGCAGGCUCAAACUCACCAGGCCCAGACACAUCCUCAACCCACAUCCCAGCAGAACGGCAUGGACCAGGAUGACGAGGCUGAUGUCACCCUCCCGUCCCGGAGCAGCAGCCUCAUGGUUUCACGUCACAGUAUCUACCUCAACAGUCAUCAAGUAGCCCUGGAGGCAGAAGAGAGGGAGAGGGACAGAGAGAGGGAGAGGGAGAGAGUAAGAGAGAAGGAAAUAGAAAGAGAGAGAGAUGAUAAUGCAGAGAUAGAGUUUGAGAUGCACAGAAAUGUGCAUGAAGACUUUGAUCACUCCCUCAGUAGAUCAAGACAAAGUCUAGAACAGGACAGUUAACAGUUUUAGAGUUAAAAAAAAACUUUAGCGUCUUAAAAGUUGAAACACAGGAUACUGUGGGGUGGUGCUGUCAGCAGCUGUGAUAUUUAAAGCUCAUCGUUAAAGUACAUAAGUCACACCCCAAGUCAUAAUUUCUGUCUGUUCAAAAGCAUGCAGAGGAGACCAGCUAUUUGUUCUGAGGUUGUGUCCAAUCGAGACACAUCUAAAUCAGUUUAUCACUUUAAAUGUGCUUUCUUAUUUCCUGCAUUUGAAGGUUGGUCUGUUUGUUGUUGUACUUACAGUAAGAAGAAUAUGUUAACAAAUAUUUAUCUGAUUGUUUUUUAUGAUAAUUUUCAGGAUCACAUAAAUGUAUAUUUGUGCAAAUAAGGUUGACUGAUGACUCAAGUC
Messenger RNA from Sinocyclocheilus grahami, 1197 nucleotides. RefSeq names its product TRAF3-interacting protein 1-like. Bases 61 to 810 code for a protein of 249 amino acids. Gene Ontology annotation, biological process: negative regulation of receptor recycling; positive regulation of T cell receptor signaling pathway. The record is from RefSeq and is a predicted model, not a curated record. Lineage: Eukaryota; Metazoa; Chordata; Actinopteri; Cypriniformes; Cyprinidae. Gene Ontology annotation, cellular component: T cell receptor complex. The transcript has 6 exons.